Molecule: messenger RNA, 1793 nt
Organism: Diachasmimorpha longicaudata
Lineage: Eukaryota; Metazoa; Arthropoda; Insecta; Hymenoptera; Braconidae
Gene: park
Product: E3 ubiquitin-protein ligase parkin
Exons: 3
Coding region: 1-1506 (501 amino acids)
Biological process (GO): positive regulation of proteasomal ubiquitin-dependent protein catabolic process; regulation of apoptotic process; regulation of mitochondrion organization
Cellular component (GO): cytosol; mitochondrion; endoplasmic reticulum
Molecular function (GO): ubiquitin protein ligase activity; zinc ion binding; ubiquitin conjugating enzyme binding
Source: RefSeq, a predicted model, not a curated record
AUGAAUCAGCUGAUUGAGCUCAUCAGGAGUGCCAUUGCAACUAUGCUUCAGUUACUUUGGUUCGGUAAACGUAAGAUAUCGAAUACUCUGAGUAUUUAUAUCAAAACCAACACUGGCAAUACGUUGUCAGUGGACUUAGAUCCAAAAUGGGACAUAAAGAAUGUAAAGGAAGUCGUUGCAGAGAGAAUGGGGCUUGCACCAGAGGAUAUCAAAAUUAUAUUCGCUGGGAAGGAGCUUCAUAACUCGACUAUUAUCGAGGAAUGCGAUUUGGGACAGCAGAGCAUUCUUCAUGCAGUGAAAACACCUCCAAGAAGGCUCAAAUCUACUCUGAAUAAACAGCGGAUCAGUGAAUCUCUCACUGAAUCGUCGGAGGUGAAUGAGAGUGGAAGUAAGCCUCUGAAUGAAACUUUGACGGAUUUACCUUUGGAUGAAGGGGAAAAGGCUGACAUUAUCGAGUCGUCAGAUCGCCGAGGCAAGCGGGCCCACUUCUACGUAUAUUGCGCGGCUCCUUGCAAAUCCAUCGAGCCGGGAAAACUCCGAGUCCGCUGUUCGUCCUGCAGCUCGGGAGCAGUGACCGUGGACAGAGACCCGCAGUCCUGGACAGACGUGCUGCUUCCAAACCGCAUCACAGUUCAUUGUGAGAACGACAGCUGUCACCUCUCAUACUCUUCCUCAUCGCCGUCAGACUCCCAGGUUCCCUACGCCCAUUUCUUUUUCAAAUGUGGAAAUCAUCCCAGUAGAGGAGAAACUGACGAAGCUAUUCCUCUGUACCACAUCCGCCCAAACUUGAGGAAAGUUCCCUGUCUGGCUUGUACAGAAACAGCUGAUGUUGUCCUUGUGUUUCCGUGUGAGGCAGCUCACGUCACGUGUCUCGAAUGUUUCAAGGACUACUGUAACGUCAAAUUGGGAGAGCGUCAGUUUGAAUUCGAUGGAUCCAAUGGAUACUACACACUUCCCUGUCCUGCGGGCUGUGCGAACUCUUAUAUAAGAGAAGUUCAUCACUUUCGUCUGCUGGAGCAGCAUAAGUAUGAGCAGUAUCAACGGUUUGGGGCUGAGGAGUAUGUUCUUCGGUCUGGGGGACUGUUGUGCCCCCAGCCAGACUGCGGAAUGGGAAUUAUUCCACCGGAGCUGACUAGUGAUAUGGAUGAAGAGACAUGUAGGAAGAUUCAGUGUGUUGGGGGCUGUGGGUAUGUCUUCUGCAGGAGAUGCUUGAAUGGUUAUCAUUUGGGGGAUUGUGGGCAGGUGGAGCGAUCUCUGUUGAGUAGUCAGGGACGUGGAGGCUAUUCUGUUGAUCCUGACAGAGCCAAGGAUGCCAAAUGGGAUGAGGCUAGCAAAACGGUCAUUCGGAAAUCUACCAAACCUUGCCCCAAGUGUAGAACGCCCACCGAGAGGGAUGGUGGGUGCAUGCACAUGGUUUGCACAAGGGCAGGAUGCGGCUUCCAGUGGUGUUGGGUCUGCCAAACACCGUGGACUAGGGAGUGUAUGGGAAAUCAUUGGUUUGGCUGAUUUAAUUUAUUGCGAAGUUUUAUUGCUUUUCAUUGUUUCUUAUGGCGAAAUAAGACAGUUAUCAGCUUAUGAAAUAUUUUUUUUUCUUCACGAACAUGCGUUUCAGAGUCCUGACACAGUAGCAAAGUCCUAUAAUUUUCAUGCAAAUACCCUAUUCUGCUGAGAGAAAAAAAAUUGUUAUUAUUUGGUAAAAAUCAGGUUGGAAGCUUGUGGAGACUUCCCAAGAAUUUAUUUAUUGUAAAUUAUUGUUUACAUUUUAUAAAUAAAGAAUGAGAUGUAUAUAUUCA